AGAAUAUCUCACAAUGGAUAUCAACUCAGUUAACAAGACUUACUGAUGUACCACCGCUUGAUUUAGAUAUGAACUUCAUAUGUCGAUAUCAACCUCACCAUGGUUUACGCAUAUCAAUUGAUGGUGCUAUGAAUUUACCAUGGACUAAAUUUACACAUGCAACACUAUGCUUUAACCCACCUGGCAGCUUUUAUUUCGGAAGCGACCAAGCAGCUUAUGACAGGCUCAUAUUUACUGAAGAAUUAGAUUUGGACAGUAGUUUUUAAAGCACCUGUAUGGCAUGAUAGCUGGCAUUUAUAUCCAAACAGACAUCUCAAUAAAUAUCUGACUCUAAUUAUUCAUCUACAAGAGAUUGGUGUGACUGUACAUACAGAUAGAUAUAAGUAUGGACUCAUGGAACAGGCCUGGACAGCAGUUCAGAUCUUCACAGAGCAGUAUGCCAUCACUGAUACAUUUCAGUUACCUUUAUAUCAAGGUAGUCCCAAUCCUGAGAUAUUAAAUAUACUAAGCAGACAACCAUGUAAAGAGGUACUCCGUGCUAACGCCAAACCAGCUGAGAAUGGGUCUGUAUUUGUGAGAAUUGCUGAUGCUAGAAGAUAUGAAGACAUUCCCACACCACUGGUCAAUGCAAAUACUGAAUACAUUCUACCACAUAAACUUGCUGAUUUCACAAAAGAAAUACCAUCUAAGCCAUUAAGAUCAUUGGUACCUCAAGGCAGGGAAGUCAGAGAAUUUGGAAUUAGUCUGGCUACAAAGUUUCGAAAU
Saccoglossus kowalevskii is the source of this 765-nucleotide messenger RNA. RefSeq lists its product as uncharacterized. NCBI's taxonomy places the organism in Eukaryota, Metazoa, Hemichordata, Enteropneusta, Harrimaniidae. The record is from RefSeq and is a predicted model, not a curated record.